Boleophthalmus pectinirostris (great blue-spotted mudskipper) is the source of this 795-nucleotide messenger RNA. RefSeq names its product S100 calcium binding protein W (gene s100w). The record is from RefSeq and is a predicted model, not a curated record. Gene Ontology annotation, molecular function: transition metal ion binding; calcium ion binding. Lineage: Eukaryota; Metazoa; Chordata; Actinopteri; Gobiiformes; Gobiidae.
UGAAAACAAUAGUAUGUACUGUAGUAAUGGGCUCUUUAAUACUUUCUUUCACUUGACUUUAAGCUGUAAUAAAUAAUUAAUGUGGCAGUGUACUUUUCAUGAGACUGGACAACACUGAGGGAGGAGUUUGACACACAUUUCUCGAGCAUGAAUCAGAGUUAGUUUGUGGUUGUAGGUGCCCACGAUCCUUUAAGAGGAGACUUUUCCAUCAGUUAGCAGCCACUCCUGGGAUAGAACAACUGCACUGCACAGACUUGUUCUCAUCAUCAUUGCACAAGCACAAGCAUGUCUCGCCUGGAGCAACUCAUCGUAUCCAUGGUGGAUAUCUUCCUGGAGUAUGCUGAUAAUGAGGGAAAGAAGCAGCAGUUGAACAAAGAUGAGCUCAAGGCAUUACUAGAGAAAGAAAUACAGAGCGAAGAGUUUAAGCAAAAGAUCAGUGCAACGGAUGUGGAGGAGGCCAUGGAGAUGAUCGACAAGAACCACGAUGGCGAGAUCAACUUCAGGGAGUUCUGCAGAUGUGUGUGUGAGUUAGCCAAAUGUUACUUCAACCAGAAAACCGGCAAAGGGAAGAAAGGCAGAGGCAAAGACGGGCAUGAAGAGGACUGAUAAGUCAAGCUGUAUAUAUGUAGUUUGUGUUUUAUUUUGUGUAGUCAUGGUGUAAAAGUGUGGGUUUAAUGCUAGUUGUGAAUAAAAAUAUAUGUACAGUGUGGUUCAACUUGUCAACACCAGUCUUGUCUGUGUUGCUUUCAUUGUUAGGGUUCGUCCUGAAUAAAUAUUAUGUCAUCGGAUAUUAAA